AUGCUUCGGUUUGGCUGCUCACAGCUCACCGUGGAGCGUCUUGAUCCGCUCGUGAAUCCGGCACAAGUUGGUACUCCACACGUGCAUCAAAUCAUCGGAGGCAACUCUUUUCGACCAGACAUGAAGCCGGUGGAGUACGAUCUCGUCGAGAACUCGAACUGCACAAGUUGCACUUUCAGCGAGGAUUUCAGCAACUACUGGACUGCUGCGAUGUACUUCCGUGCGAGAAACGGAACGUUCAAACGUGUCCAACAAUUUGAGAAUGGAGGAUUGAGGCAGAAUGGCGGCAUGACUGUGUAUUACAUAGCUCCUUAUGACGGUGUCAGCAAAGUUACAGCUUUCAAGCCAGGUUUCCGCAUGCUAGCAGGAAAUCCGACGCUGCGAAACACGACUGGCGAGUCCCGCGGUAUCUGUCAUCGAUGCUUUGAAGGCGAGAAUUUCGAACCCUUCGGUGGCGCACCAUGCACUGGCAACGAUACGACUCACCUACCCGAUCACUUCUGUCCUGGCGGCAUCAGAACCCAAGUAACGUUCCCGACCUGCUGGGACGGAGUGAACCUGGACUCACCAGACCAUCAAAGCCAUGUAGCAUACGCGACUAUUCCGUUCGAGCCCUACGCCGAUCCCGUCGCAGUACGACCAAUCACACCAGAAUCGCAGCGAGGAAAAUGCCCAGAAACUCAUCCAGUACAUCUUCCGCAGCUCAUGUUCGAAGUUAUGUUCGACUCGCGGCCAUGGAACAAUAAGGACCUCUGGCCGGAAGAUGGGAGCCAGCCGUUUGUGUUCUCCAUGGGCGACGCAACAGGCCACGGCAAUCAUGGUGAUUACAUGUUCGGUUGGAAGGGUGAUUCUUUGCAGCGCGCUAUGAAUGCCCGAUGCAACAAUGACAAAUGCUCAGAGCUACUUGACCAGACUCCUGAGGAGGCAAUGAAAUGUACUGUUCCGACGACAGUGAAGGAAGAUGUUGGUGACGAUACAUGUGAGUGA
Molecule: messenger RNA, 987 nt
Organism: Aaosphaeria arxii CBS 175.79
Lineage: Eukaryota; Fungi; Ascomycota; Dothideomycetes; Pleosporales
Exons: 4
Coding region: 1-987 (328 amino acids)
Source: RefSeq, a predicted model, not a curated record